Photinus pyralis (common eastern firefly) is the source of this 3366-nucleotide messenger RNA. Its product is annotated as aminopeptidase N-like. Gene Ontology annotation, cellular component: cytoplasm. The transcript has 13 exons. The record is from RefSeq and is a predicted model, not a curated record. Gene Ontology annotation, molecular function: peptide binding; zinc ion binding; metalloaminopeptidase activity. Bases 158 to 3262 code for a protein of 1034 amino acids. NCBI's taxonomy places the organism in Eukaryota, Metazoa, Arthropoda, Insecta, Coleoptera, Lampyridae. Gene Ontology annotation, biological process: proteolysis; peptide catabolic process.
AUUUUGUCAAAUAGAAUUUGAGUUGUGUGUUACCAAGUACAAUUACAUUAUUUUAUACGUAUUUUAUAUUGUUACUUAAUAUACCUAAACGUUAUUGGUGUUGUCACCUGCUGUUUUUUCUGAUUGGUCCAGUUACAGUAUCAUACACUAAAAGGUUAUGGGUAGAAAUAGUUCAGCAUUUAACAAUCAACGUUCAGAGUUUAUAUCGGAGUCUGACCAAGACCAUGACUCAAAAAGCGGCGGUUGUUUUGUAUCAACAAAAAAAGCCGUAGUGUUAGCCGUACUCGCAAUCCUUUGUUUGGGGGCUGUUGGUGCUACAAUAUACUUUUACGGUCACAAAAUUGACAAGCAAUCGCAAAACGAAAACAACACAAACGACUUAGAAGCUCUGUUGAAUGAUACUCUAAACAACCAAACCUUUGAAGACUUUCGAUUGCCGCUUGACAUUUUCCCGCUCCACUAUCGCCUUCGAAUUCAUCCUCUUUUGGAUGAAUCCAGUUCGGAUAACUUCACAUUUACUGGCGAAGUGACUAUAUUGAUGCAUUGCUCGGAAUCAACAAAAGCAAUUAUUCUGCAUGCAGAUCAGCUGAACAUUUUGCAAGAUCAGGUUGAAGUAUCUACUACAAAAGAUGUAUCAGAAGAGUUUUUUCCUGAAAUUGUUAACCUAACGAGGGACGAAGAUGACAUUGUUGAUUCACAAUCGCAAAGUUACUCAACAGACGAUCCACCCUCUGAAUCGUUAAAUAAGGAUAGUGCAUUUCUUAUUUAUCAUCAACCGGAGGUUAUUUACUUGGAUCUUGAAAAAAUCGAAGAAAUCACAAAUAUGUCUAGAUACAUUAUUCAUUUGAAGGAUAAACUGCAAGCUGGCGAGAACUAUACUGUUAAUUUGCAAUUUUCUGGAACUGUAUCCAACAAUCUUCUAGGUCUGUAUAGAACCAAAUAUUUAAGCCCAGAUGGAGCCACCAGGUGGAUUUUGAACACUCAUUUCCAACCGAUAUUUGCUCGGAUGGUGUUUCCAUGUUUUGACGAACCAUCGUUUAAGGCAUCCUUUGAAAUUAGUGUAGCAAGAAAGACAAAUAUGAGUUCUCUGUCCAAUAUGCCUCUUAAGGAAUCCGAAGAGAUGCCUAACCAAUCUGGAUGGGUGUGGGACCAUUUCGAUACGUCACCGCCCAUGUCACCUCACCUGGUGGCAUUUACCAUAUUUGACUUUGGGUACGUUAAAGUAAACGCGAGUGAAUUGGGCACAGUGUUAAAAAUUUGGGCACCGAAUCACUUGCUCGCCGAGGCAAACUACGCUGCGGAUAUUAGCCCAAACAUAUUGAGCUACUUACAAACUUACUUUGGAGUGAAGUUCCCUUUGCCAAAAUUAGAUAUGGUGGCCGUGCCUGAACUAUAUCAAACUGCAAUGGAGAACUGGGGUUUAAUUAGGUUCAGGGACGACGCACUUUUACUACACCCGAGCACAAUCAGUUGGGAUACGAAAAAUCAUAUAUUCAGAACCAUGAUAAAUAAGUUCGCCAAGCAAUGGAUUGGGAACUUAGUCACUAUGAAUUGGUGGUCGGAGAUAUGGCUGAGUGAGGGGUUUUCCGCUUAUUUAGAAGACGUUGUUCAAAAUGCGAUAGACCCAACGUUGAAAGAUCUGGACAUUUAUUCUCUAAAAAUUGCACAGACUAGUCUUGACUCUGAUAAAUUAAAAUCGGUGCAAAGUUUGCAGAUCCCUAUUAAAGAGCCAACUCAGAUCGAACAACUUUUUGAUGAUGUCGCGUAUAAUAAAGGAAGUUGCUUGUUGAGAAUGUUAAAUUGGACAAUAACUGAAGAAGAAUUCAAAAAAGGAAUUAAAAAUUAUUUAACAAAAUGGAAGUACAAAUGCAGCACAAUUGAAGACUUUUGGAAUUCUUUCACGAAUGUCGAUAAGUUCUUACCGAAUGGCGUGUCCCUAAAAGAAUUUAUGGAUUCUUGGAUUACGCAAGAUGGAUAUCCUGUUCUAACGGUACGGCGUGACUAUGAACAUGGGUCAGCUAGUAUCACUCAAAGAGGAUUUAUUAACUCACACAGCGCGGAUCACUAUUUGUGGUACAUACCUCUCACUUAUUUAAAGGAAGCUGAACAUACACCACUGAAAACAACGUGGAUGAUUAAUCAGAGAUUAAUUACGAUAAGUAAUUUCACAAAUCCUGGUUCAAAACAAUGGUCCAUUUUUAAUGUGGAAGGAACCGGGUUGUAUAGAGUAAAUUACGAUGAUACAAACUGGAACUUACUUAAACAUCAACUAAUGAAGGAUGCUUCUAAAAUAUCUUCAACCGAUCGUGGACAGCUUUUAAAUGACGCCUUUGAGUUGGCAAACUUUAAUUUGCUCAAUUAUAGUUCUGCUUUUGAAAUAACCAAAUACAUGAAGCAUAGAGAACACAACUACAUUCCAUGGAAUGCAUUAUUCAACAGCUUAAAGCAACUAAAUUACAUUAUUCGAACGACGCAAUACCGUGGGAUUUUUGAGAACUAUAUUAUAAAUCUCAUAACACCGACGUAUAUUAGGCUGGGAAAUGUAGCCAAAGUAAACGAGUCGCUAAGUGACAAACUGUUAAGGACGUUUAUUCUUUCUAAACUUUGUACGUGUAAUUAUGAGCCCUGUCUGGAAUGGUCAAGGAUGAAGUAUAAAGAAUGGAUGGACUCAAAAAAUCCAGACGUUAACAUUCCGAUUGCUUACGACUUCCGUAAAAUUGCUUCAUGUACCGCUAUAAAAAUGGGAGGUCGAAAAGAAUGGUUCUUCUUAUGGCGAAGAACUUUAUAUCCCUCAAGAUCCACUGCUAAUUUAAAAAUAUUUUAUUCAUCACUGGGAUGCACCCGGGAACCGUGGUUGAUAAACAAUUACUUAGAAAAUGCCAUUAAUGGUACUAUUCCGCUUCAAUACUCAAUCGAUGUUUGGAAGUCGCUUACAAAUAAUCCUGUCGCUUUGAAUUUUGGAUUUGCAUUUUUGAGGAGCAAUUGGGAGCGAAUAAAUAAAAAUUACCAACAUAUUUUUAUCAAUCUAAAUAUUAUUUUUGAAGAAUUCCUGUCCAAGCUUUCGACAAAUAUCGACUUGGAGGAUCUCACCAAUUUCUACAAAGAUAAUGAAAAGACGCUAACAUCAGUAUCAUCUUUAAUGUUGGAUAUUGUUGAAAAAAUUAAGUCGCGUGUUUCUUGGAAGAACACAAAUUUGGAUGUCGUAAUAAAAUGGAUAGAAGAAAAUUCUGAUCAAAAUCACAAAUCUUCGAAAGAUUUAUAACAAAAUAGUAUUAUAUUAUUUUAAUUAUAUAUUAUUAUUUUAUUAUAUAGCUUAGACAUGUUAUUGCAUCAGUAUUUCCAGUUGAAUAUAAUUGUACUUAAUUA